UCUCCUCACCUUAAAACUCAAACACUGAACACCAAAGUUCAAACAACUCCAAUACUUCGUAAUUGAAAUUUGGAAUGGAGAGAGUAAGCAAAAUGAUAAGUGAAAAGCCAGUGGUUAUAUUCAGCAAGAGUGGUUGCUGCAUGAGUUACUCCAUCAAGUCUCUCUUCUCCGACCUCGGCGUUAACACUGCUGUUUACGAGCUAGACGAGAUGCACAGAGCUGGCCGUGACAUCGAGGCCGCGCUUUCUGCUCUCGGCUGUAAUCCCACGGUUCCGGCAGUGUUCAUCGGUGGCCAAAUGGUUGGUGGAGAAAGUGAGAUCAUGAGUCUUCAUCUUCAAGGGGCCUUAAAGCCUAAACUCAAAACUGCUGGCGCUUUGUGGGUUUAAUUAAUUAAUUUAAUUAAAAUAAUCUUGCUGUUCUUUUUUUUUUUCUUUUUUGGGAGAACAAUAAUAAUACUCCUAGCCAGCGUUUGGAGAUUAACAAAAAUUGAGAUGAAGUGGUUAGUAUAAAACUGCUUUUAUUAUUGAGCGUUUUUUCUCUAACGUGGGGCUUCCGGAGUUGGAAACAAAAAGAAAAGGAUACUAGAACUUACUACUUUUGAGCAAGAAAGAAAUUAAAACUCUUUGUAAGAGAAUUUAACUUGCAUGUACUGCUAACAAUGUAAAAAAUUGUUGUAUCCAUGUCUGUGUGUCAUUUUAGUAUAAACAAAAUGCCUAUUUUAUUGUUCA
Capsicum annuum is the source of this 728-nucleotide messenger RNA. Its product is annotated as monothiol glutaredoxin-S3. Bases 75 to 386 code for a protein of 103 amino acids. Lineage: Eukaryota; Viridiplantae; Streptophyta; Magnoliopsida; Solanales; Solanaceae. The record is from RefSeq and is a predicted model, not a curated record. The transcript has a single exon.